Molecule: messenger RNA, 2750 nt
Organism: Episyrphus balteatus (marmalade hoverfly)
Lineage: Eukaryota; Metazoa; Arthropoda; Insecta; Diptera; Syrphidae
Product: DDB1- and CUL4-associated factor 8
Exons: 8
Coding region: 491-2338 (615 amino acids)
Cellular component (GO): Cul4-RING E3 ubiquitin ligase complex; cytoplasm
Molecular function (GO): protein binding
Source: RefSeq, a predicted model, not a curated record
UCUUUUAACAGUAGAACAACCACAAAAAUCAAAAUAAAAAAAAAAUCCUCCUGCUACGAACGACGAACAAAAUUUUCUUUUUCGUUGUCUUUUUUUUGCAAAAACAAAAAGUUUAUAAUAACAUUUUUGUGUUGUUAAAAUAAAAACAAUUUAAUUAAAAUCGAAUUAAAAUACCAAAAUCUCCUAAUAACUUUGCUUUGAUAUAACAAAAAUUUCCUCAAAAAAGAAAAGUAGUUUACCUCGUAAUGACAUUUCAAGAUUUUUGAGGAAAAAUUUGAAAGAAAAUGUCCGAUUGCUAUUUUUUGUUGCAAAUUGAUUUUCUAAUUAAAAUUAUUUUUUUUCCAACAAAAAAACAAUCAAAUUAAGUAAAAAAAAAGAAUAUAAAAACUAUUUAUUCUUUUUAUUUGCCAAAUACCCGUUGUGGUCUCUAGUUAACAAGAAAUUUACCGAAUAAAAAGAAAAAAAGAAAAAACUUGUUCAGAGUAAAAGAAUGGACAAGGAAACAAGUCCUACUAGGACAAGCAAAAGGCGUAAAUCUGAUGAAACUGAAGAGAAUGAUAACCAACCAUUGCCAAGUACUUCUUCCCAAUCACAACAAAAUGAAAAUGCCAAUUUAUCAAUUGAAUUGGAUGAAUUGGAUCCCGCUGAAGCGGCACUCGAUAAAAUUAUCGCCGACAGUGGCAUUGCUUUCGGGGAACGGACUGAAACAGAUGAUGUUGAAGUCGUCGAUGUUACAACAAGUCCAACAUCGCCGCCAACAUUGCCACAAGAUGGUGAAGGUGGCGGCGGUGGUGAUUCGGAUGGAACUAGUCCAAGUGGAGAAGUCCGAUUUCGUGUACGUGGCCGUCGUUUGUCGGGUGUUAGACCCAGUAACUAUCGAAGUCGAAUGAUAACUUCGUCGUCUUCGUCUUCAUUGGAUUCGUUGACUGAAGUGGUUGUGAGGGAGCCAACACGUCGGCCACGUUCUAGGCCACCAUCCGAACCCAAUGAAGCUUCUAGUGAAUCGGAUCUGGUCCAUACAAGUGCUCCAGAAUUCUCUCUGGAUUCAUCAAUUACAAGUGACUCCGACACCAAUAAUUAUGAAGACUUCGCCAGUAGUAAUGAUGAGGCUGCUACUGGGGAUGAAGUGGAUGAUCAGGCUUUUAAUGAAAUAAUGAAUAAGCCCAAGCCUACAUACGCUUGGAACGUGGCAUCACAGGUGAUGCACCGAGAGCAUGGUCUCUCGGGUGAUGGACGUCGAUCUAUUCACGGAGGGAUCACUAAUACCUUCCAGUCGAGAUUCUAUGGAUCUCGACAUGUCGUUGAAAAAAUAAAACUCUUGCAUUCUAUGCACAAGCAUAGUGGAUGUGUAAAUUGCUUGAAUUUCAAUCGAUCAGGAAAUCUACUAUGUACUGGUUCCGAUGAUAUGCGAGUUAUAGUCUGGGAUUGGGCAAUGAAUAAAACAAAAUUCUCAUACAAAUCUGGUCAUCAGGCGAAUAUUUUCCAAACCAAAUUCAUAGAAAUGAACGGAUGCAUGAAUAUUGUGUCGACAAGUCGUGAUGGUCAGGUGCGUGCUGCCAUUAUUCCACCAAGUGGCGGUAAAAUAAAAACUCGAGCUUUAUAUAAACAUAGUUCGGCUGUCCAUAAGUUAGUUUUAUGUCCACAAAAUCCAUUUGUGAUCUUGAGUGCUGGAGAGGAUGGUAAAAUUGUUUGCUGUGAUUUGCGUAAAUCACCGGUGAAUCGUCUCAAGACUGUCAAAGAGGAUAGAAAGAAAGUUCCACUCUAUAGUAUAGCUCAUCAUCCGUUCGAUCCAGAGAUUUGUGUGUGUGGCAAUGAUAGCUAUGUGAGGGUUUAUGACAAAAGGAAUAUGAGCAAGACUCUUCAUAAAAUGUGUCCUCAGAGAAUAGAUGAUCAAACUAUUACACCACAUAUAACAUGUUGUGUUUACAAUAAUAAUGGAUCUGAGAUUUUAGCCUCGUACAGCGAUGAUGAUAUAUAUUUGUUUAAUAGCAAAUUUUAUACACCUGGAUCAUAUGAACAUCGUUACAGGGGUCAUUACAAUCAUAAAACUAUCAAAGGAGUUAAUUUCUUUGGGCCAAACUCUGAAUAUGUGAUCAGUGGCAGUGAUUGUGGGAAUAUAUUCUUUUGGGAUAAAAACACAGAAGCCAUUUUGAAUUUCAUGGAAGGUGAUAAUUCUGGAGUGGUAAAUUGCUUGGAACCACAUCCCUCAAUACCAGUACUUGCUACAUCUGGAUUGGAUUGGAAUAUUAAAAUAUGGGCACCAAAUAGUGAAACCUAUCCUCCCCUUGAGAUUUUGGCUGAUAUCAUUUACCGAGCUGACACUUCUGUUCCCAGAUAAACAACUUUUUUGAACUCCUCAAAGUUAUAACUGCCGUAAGACACGUUCUGACCAAGUCCAUAAUGUGAGCCGAGUAUAUUUGAUAACAUCAUGUUCUCCACAUUUAUGACAAGCCCCACUCUGUUGUCCUCCGAGAUUGAAAAGGCACCAGAUAGAGCUCGUAAAUUGUGUAGUGUAUAUCUUUAUCCGCCGAAUCAAAUUUAUUGUAACUCGGGAACAGUUAUUGAUUACUGAAAAGGUAAUCUCUUUAUUGUGUUGUUGUGAACCCUGCUGAAGCUAUUUUUAAUAGUGAUUGGUAGUACAAUGGCUCAGUAUACAAUUUUAGCAAUAAAAUUGCCAAAAUUGUCACAUAAUUUCGUAUAAUGUCAUUUGGCCGAUUUUUAGUAGGAGAAAUUAACUUAUAUUUUAGAAC